Amphimedon queenslandica is the source of this 907-nucleotide messenger RNA. Its product is annotated as dr1-associated corepressor-like. The transcript is spliced from 6 exons. Gene Ontology annotation, molecular function: protein heterodimerization activity; RNA polymerase II general transcription initiation factor activity; core promoter sequence-specific DNA binding. Bases 53 to 841 code for a protein of 262 amino acids. The record is from RefSeq and is a predicted model, not a curated record. Gene Ontology annotation, cellular component: nucleus. Lineage: Eukaryota; Metazoa; Porifera; Demospongiae; Haplosclerida; Niphatidae.
AGUUUAUUAAGGAGAGUUAGCCACGCCUUUCUUUCAAUCAAGAAAGGACACCAUGCCUCCAAAGAGAAGGAAAUUCGAUUCCAGGUUCCCAGCUGCUCGCAUUAAGAAGAUAAUGCAGCUUGAUGACGAUGUAGGAAGAGUAGCAACAGCUGUACCAAUCCUGAUAUCACGUGCUGUUGAGAUAUUCUUGCAGGCAAUAUUGACUAAAAGCAGUGAGUAUGCUGGAUCACGUAAUGCAAAGACCUUGACCGUUGGUCACCUGAAGCAUUGCAUUGAAAAGGAGGAGCAAUGGGACUUUUUAAAAGACCUCACUGCCAAGGUCCCUGAUGUUUCUGGCUGUAACGAGAAUGAAGAAUCACCUAAAAGAGGACGGAAAAGGAAGAAUAGCGCAUCAAAGGCUCCUUCUGGAUCUGGCAGUUCAAGUAAGAAAAAGUUAAAGAAGAAAGCAGAAGAGCCAGAGGAGGAGGAUGAAGAUAAGGAGCAGGAGAGCGAACAAGAAGAUGAGUCAGACACUAGUUCCCCUGCUUCAGCUCAAAGCAGUAACUCGACCAACAAGAAACCUUCAGUGGAUCCUUCUCCACUUGCCAUCCUACACAAACGACUUUCAGCAAACGUCUCCUCUUCAUCUCCAUCUCCUCCCUCCAGUUCUGCUCCUCCUCCUCCUCUUAGUACAACACAGUCUCCUCUCUCAGCUCUUGCUGCUAAACUCAAUUCAAAAGCCACGCCCAGUCCCCUUCUUGCAUAUGCUAGUUCUCUUCCUUCAGCUAAUGUAGCUGUUGCUGGUUUAGUGGGUGGGGCAACAAGCCAUGGCAACAGUGACGAGGAGGACUAUGAUGCAUGAAGUGGUUUCGUUGUUGUUCUUUCUUUUUGUUCCACUUUGAAAAAAAAAGAUUAUUAAAAAUUUAAA